AUGUCAGCACCGCAACAACAGCAACGUAUUCUCUCAAACCGAGAAGCCGAUACCUUGAUGAAGCAACAGAAAGCUAAAGCACUAAAAGAAUGCAAAGCGCAAAUGGAAGCUUUUGUCGAAUGCUCCAAGCCUCGCACAAUCUCGAUGCUCUGGUCGUGUAGAGAUCAGAAGAAUGCGCUGAGCGAGUGCUUAAGAGUGUAUACGAGCGAGGAAGCGUUGGAGAAGGAGAAACAGCUUUUUUUGCAACAGGCAAGAAGCGGAGAUGGAGAGAAGACCGUAUGA
Molecule: messenger RNA, 282 nt
Organism: Ustilago hordei
Lineage: Eukaryota; Fungi; Basidiomycota; Ustilaginomycetes; Ustilaginales; Ustilaginaceae
Exons: 2
Coding region: 1-282 (93 amino acids)
Cellular component (GO): mitochondrion
Source: RefSeq, a predicted model, not a curated record